CCUCGUGAAGAUGCUUUUGCCGAGAGUGCUGACUCAGAUUCAUGGCCAUCAGGCUGCCGCUGAUGAAUCGGUAGAUCGGCAUACGAGGACGGACUUUACUCUACCUAUAAACCUCCGGAUUUAAGGACUGUUCCUAUCUAUAUUAUUCCUAUCCCAGAAGCGAUGCCACAGCAAACGCUGCAUGUCCUACUUACGGGAGCCACGGGCUUCGUAGGAGGCACCAUACUGUCAACCCUUUGCAAAGCCCAUCCCGAAGCUCAUGUCAAGGCUUUAGUCCGGCGAGAAGAGGAUGCGAAACACCUACGAUCCAUCCACCAUAACCUCGAGCCAGUACUCGGCUCUCUGUCUGACCUCGAGCUUCUGAGACGGACAGCGGCGAGUGUCGACUUCGUCAUUCAUGCAACAAAAGAGGACUUGGCCGCUGUGCGUGCAUUAAUCGAUGGCCUUGCUUCCACCUUCUCUAAUGGACCACCUACACCGCGCCUCAUCAGCAUCAGCGGGAUUCGGAGUUUGAUUGAUAGGUCACUUCCUGUGACUGGCAUUGCUUCGGAAGACGGCCGUCCGUGGAGUGAUAUCCAGGAUAUCAGCACAAUCCUCUCGCUACCAAAGGAACGCAUUCAUGCAGAGGCAGACCAGUCCACCAUGGCUCAUGCAUCUGCUAGCGGUGUCGGUGCGAUGAUCGUUGGCGCUCCCCAGCUUUGGGGACGAGGCAAAGGCCAUGUAAAGACGGAAGGUGCCGCCGCUACCGCGUACUACGCUGCAGUGAGGAAGCGAGGACGAGCCUUCGUCAUCGGCGACGGAUCCGUUGCAUGGUCGUGGUCUUCUAUCGGUGAUCUUGGGGCCGCGGUGGUCUUCUUGCUGGAGAGGGCACUACUAGACGAUGGCGCAUCUCAUCGAGUCGGUGUGAACGAAGACGGAUACUACUUUGUUCGAUCCGAUGAGGUGAAGAUGAUCGAUCGUGCGAAGGCGGUCAGUAAGCGUCUCGGUCUAGGAGAGGUGGAAAGUGUUGCUGUUGAAGUUACAGCAGAGUUGCACCCGUUUGGCCCAUUGAUGUGGGGAUGUGGUGUAACAACCAGGCCGGAUAGACUUACGGCAUUGGGUUGGAUCCCCAAGGAACUGGAUUGGGAGAUGUUGAUGGAAGAAUCUAUACGCUUUGUUGUAAUGCAUAACGAGUACGCGCACCAAAGUCUCAGCAAGCUACGAGGUUCAAAGACAUUUUCUUGCGGGUUUUCGAAGAGCCAAUGAGACAUGGACCCUGUACAGAUGUAUACGGACGCUU
Messenger RNA from Neohortaea acidophila, 1279 nucleotides. RefSeq lists its product as uncharacterized. NCBI's taxonomy places the organism in Eukaryota, Fungi, Ascomycota, Dothideomycetes, Mycosphaerellales, Teratosphaeriaceae. The record is from RefSeq and is a predicted model, not a curated record. Bases 163 to 1245 code for a protein of 360 amino acids. The transcript is spliced from 3 exons.